This is a messenger RNA of Trypanosoma grayi, 1341 nucleotides long. RefSeq names its product putative acetyltransferase. The transcript has a single exon. Gene Ontology annotation, molecular function: acyltransferase activity. Gene Ontology annotation, cellular component: endomembrane system. Lineage: Eukaryota; Euglenozoa; Kinetoplastea; Trypanosomatida; Trypanosomatidae. The coding region runs from base 1 to 1341 and encodes 446 amino acids. The record is from RefSeq and is a predicted model, not a curated record.
AUGGCGCACAUUACGGCAACAGGUGCCUUCGCUGCUGGUGUCGUGAUCGUCCUCUCGGCCACCAACUACUUCUUCUUUGCGUGGCCGGCCGCGCUUCUACUUGUGGCGCGCCUCGUCUGCCGCGCGCGCCCCGCCGUCCUUGUGCGUGUCUUCGACGCCUGGUACGACAGCGUGCAGCAGGCGUGGAUGGGGCUCGUGACUAUCGUGCUCGAGGGCGUGCUGCGGCUGCGCGUCGCAUACACCAUCGUGUCCCCGUCGAAGAAGGAGGAUGGAAGGACGGAAACAGCGGCGGUGACAGCGCCUCGGCAGCUCGCGGACAUUCUGGCGGCACCGCAACGCGGGAAGUUUAAGAUCAUUCUGCUCAAUCACCGCUGUCGCGCGGAUUGGCUUAUGGUGUUUCCUUUCCUCGCACGCGCAAACGCCGCGCGGCAGGUCCGCAUUGUACUGAAAGCGGAGCUGAACCGUUUCCCUAUAUUUGGCUGGUCGAUGCAGCUGUUCCGCUAUAUGUUUCUCUCACGCAGAUGGGACAAAGAUGAGGAGAUGAUACAGCAGAUGAUUUCACACUACCAUUUCAGUGGCGGCGCGACCAUCAUGCUGUUCCCGGAGGGAACCGACCUCUCCCCAAGCAAUGUGGAGAGGUCGAACGCCUACGCGGCCAAGAACGGCUUGCCGCUGUUCCACCACGUACUGAAUCCACGUUCAACAGGAUUCUUGGCGAUUAAGAAUAUGAUUGGGGCGGAAAACAUCGAAGAAAUCAUUGACAUGACGUUGGGCUACACAGACUUUGUACCAGGGGAGCGUCCGACGGAGCUGUGUAUCGUUAAUGGCCGCAUGCCGAAAAAGGUGCACAUGUUAUGCACGCGCCAUCGCUUGGCAGGGAGCCGACAACACCAGGAAGAGAAGGACGCAUUCCCCGCCGACGAUGAGGGCCUGCGCGCAUGGCUCAACGACCGCUUUGCCAAGAAGGAGGUGCUGCUCUCGCAGUUCUACUCCAACAAUCCAGUGGGGUUCGAGGCACACCAAGUCCGUAGCGUCCUUGGUGAGGAUUGCGAUGUCGUCGCGUACGAUGAAGACGAGGACGCCACACAGCACCCUGGCAGCACAAAACUCGCUCGGUUGGUGGCAGGCGUGGGGCUGUGGCGCGGCUUUGUUGGUGUGCUGGCCUUUUGGCUGGCGCCGGUACUCUACUGUGCGUUUUACGGCGGCUUGAGGUUGAUUCUAUGGUGCGUGCUGUGCAGCUUCACCUGCGCCUGGAUAGCGCGAAAGAAAGAGAACCUCGCGGUGUGGCUCCUCCAGUUGCGGCGGGAAAAGACUGGAGGUAAGCAGGCUAAACAGGAUUGA